GACUGCCUGUGCCAUUCGUUGAUUUUUUUGACUUUCACUUACUCUCUCAUUUCUCGUUCUUCUUCCAUUAUCCUCAUCAUGGCCGGUGACAACGGUUCCCAGGGCCCGGUUGUCGUGGGUAUCGCUGUGGCAUUUGCCAUCUUGACUUUCAUUGUUUUGAGUCUUCGUCUUUUCGCUCGCAUUUAUGUCCUGGGUAAAAUGGGUCUUGAUGAUUACCUCAUUAUCUGUGCUUGUUUAUUAUCAUGGGCAUUCAUUGCUGUGACAAUUCUCGCUGUCCAUCAUGGACUUGGAAAGCACAUUGCAGAUGCUGAUCCGAACCAGCUCAUUGACUACUCUUUUGCCGUCUGGCUGAGCUCAAUGUUUUAUCUUGCAACGCUCGGAUUCGUCAAAACAUCCGUCCUAUGGUUCUAUACUCGCCUCGGAGAUCGCUACCUGACUCGCAUGUCCUGGAUCAUGACUGGAGUCAUUGCAGCGCAAGCUACUUCCUUUGUUCUCGUGGCUGCAUUCCAAUGUCAGCCCAUCAGCGAAGCCUGGCUUGCCACUGGCAAAGGACAAUGCGUCAACAUCAACGUGUUCUACCUCUGCAACGCCGCCCUGAACAUCGUCACCGAUGUCUUGACUUACACCUUGCCCGUCAAGGUAAUCUUCAAGCUCCAGAUGCCCCAGAAGCAAAAGAUCGUCCUGGCCAUCAUCCUCUGCCUUGGUCUCUUUGCUUGCGUCUCCUCAAUCAUCCGAAUCACCUACAUCCCUGCCAUGCUUACCUCAAAGGACUUCACCUACGCCAUCAGCGGCGCCAUGUACUGGUCCGUCAUUGAGACCAACAUCGGCAUCUUCGCCGCCUCCAUCCCCUCCUUCAAAGCAAUUGCCUCUCGCUUCCUGCCUCGUUUCAUCGGCGAAUACAGCAGUGGGAAGAAAUACGAUCCCUGGUCCGGCAGCAACACUGCCAGGCGAUAUGGAUCUGGGUUCGCCAAGGUCACAGAGCCUCACAUCACCCUCGCCACUGUCAAUGGCAAGGACGAGCCUACUAUGGGUACCAAUAUCGGUGCGGCCAGCAACUCCAGCGAGGAGCGUAUCAUCCCACAAGGCAAGAUCUUCACUCAAACGGAGAUCGAGACUACGAUCGAGACAAGUGACGACUAUAGAGGCUUCAACUCAUCAUCGCUCGAGCGGGCUCGUCGAUGA
Molecule: messenger RNA, 1182 nt
Organism: Penicillium bovifimosum
Lineage: Eukaryota; Fungi; Ascomycota; Eurotiomycetes; Eurotiales; Aspergillaceae
Product: putative integral membrane protein Pth11-like
Exons: 6
Source: RefSeq, a predicted model, not a curated record